Meira miltonrushii is the source of this 2084-nucleotide messenger RNA. RefSeq lists its product as uncharacterized. Gene Ontology annotation, molecular function: protein binding. The record is from RefSeq and is a predicted model, not a curated record. The transcript has a single exon. The coding region runs from base 277 to 1806 and encodes 509 amino acids. Lineage: Eukaryota; Fungi; Basidiomycota; Exobasidiomycetes; Exobasidiales; Brachybasidiaceae.
ACAUCGGCCAACCUCUUCAUCUAUCUUUCAUCAUACGCAAUGCACAAACAACAAUGAAAGUAACGGUCAUUUUUUGGUACUGAAAGCAUGAUGAUGCAAAAGAUCGUUGUCGGGUCUAUACACAGGUCCUUUCGGGCAACACAAAGGUCGAUCGGGCUAUCAAUCCGACAGACUUCCACAAUACCUACGCCUGAUAGAUAUGAGGGAAAGGUGCCAAGUUAGCUCAGCCUGAAAGACUAUGUUGGUCAUAGGUACAAAGGCAACUUUAAGGUUGCAAUGUUUUCCGGGCAACCCAAAUUUAAUUCACAACAGCAACAAUUACGACAGUCUGUUCAUUCGGCUUUACAAAAGGAAAACAUUAACGUUCAUGAAUGGCCAGCUCUCCAGAAUUUUGUUGACAGAGCCAUCGUUCAGGAUGGAAUUAGAGCAAUUCAAGGCUUUAGAGAGAUGUGGCUGGAUUUGGGAUAUGAACAUCAGCAAUUCUUUGCCCAUGGAUCCUUCGCAACAGAUCCACUCUUCAUUCAGAUGUCACCCGAGUCUGAAAGUUCGAUCCUACAGAUUUAUCGUAUAGUGUCAAAAGUACUACCGGUAAUCCCACGAGUAGUGACUGAUGUUCUGUUUGAACGAUAUUAUGUUUUCAGCCUUGACUCUUAUUCUGAGCAAUUACUCGAUAUCGUUGGAGGUCUGGACAGUCUUACCAGCAAGAACCGGGUACAAUUGCUUAGUACUAGACUCAGAUGUCAGAGAUUCAAAGAUUACUGGGAAGCAUUCGCAGAGUAUCAGAAAAUGCGUGAUUGGUGUUUGGAAAGAGGAGAGAUCUUGACCUCUAAUGGAUGGUUUCGCGUAUUUUACAAUUUGACAAGACUGGACAUUUACGACACAAAAAGCACUCCUUCUCUGCCAAUAGAGAUCUUCGAGGAGCUGAUGACGGACUUCGACAAUCUCGCGCAAGCAGACGAGAACGUAAGGGUCAAGAUAUUCACGCUCGCUCUGAGCCAUUAUGGCAAAAGGGCAUCUAAAGCUGUUGGAUCGAAAUGGCGUAUGUAUCAUCAGCAGGUCAUCCUCAUUAUUCAUGAAGGAUUGGUGAAACGCUACGGCGACAAUUUGAAUGGCGACGUUGUUAUUUUCAACUCUUUACUCGAAGCUUAUAAUCGUGCAGGCUUGUCUAAUUCAGCUAUAGAGAUAUGGAAUCAGGCGGUGAAUUUGAAUGUCGAGAUUGAUGCUGCUACACUCGCGACUAUAUUUGAUAUUUGCGGACUCAACGGUCGUCUGCCAGACGCAAUCAAAAUCUUUGAAUGGUUGCAGCAUGGCGAAUGUUUCUUAAAGCUAAUGAAUAAAAAUGCUUGGGAUUCAUGGCUAGAAUGCCUAUGCAGAUGUGGCGCACUUCAGGAAGCCAUGGACUUUACAUUUCAACUCAUGGAGCAUAAAUUGCGAGAACGAGCAGAAGUGUACAAGAAUGCAGAGACGAUGAGAGCAGGAACUAAGAGCAAGGAUAUGUAUUAUAAAACGAUAGAAAGCGAACUGACGAAGGAAAGUGAUCUCAACUAUCCCGACAAGCAAGGUUUACCGAACAAACCUGUAUUUCAGUCGCAACAGCUUCGGAAGUAUUCAUCGAAUGGUCUUUCAACGUACGCACCGGAUGCCAAAACUUUCGGUUUGCUACUAGGGUUCUCCCAUGUUAAGCACAAACACGAUUCUUACGGUUUCACUCGACCUGAACUGCACGCUGAACUCUUACAGCGACUGUAUCAAGAUUACCCUGCCCUCGUGCCUUUCAUCGAAGACUACAAGCUCGUGCCAAUAUAAAGAUUUGGAAGAAUGAAUACUUUUUGUGCUGGUGCUCGAAUGCAUUUUCAAAUAUCUACAUACCCCUGUACAGUAUCAAUCAAUUUGUAUUGUGUAUUCACCUCAGACAAUUUUGCUUGUAUUUGACCUUCUCUUCUACUCUUAUCGGAGAAAUGGUAAGGAUUGGACAUCUGACAUAAUGGAGUACACUGCUUCUUAUCUCAUUGCAAAAUAACCUUAGUGGAAUUUGCCGGGUACGACUGGAUGACUAGCAGAUAGACCGCCGUCGAUUGGAAGCA